AUGUUUUCUUUUUUUGAAUAUCUUCUCAGACUUGUUGCAUUAUGGAACGACUACAAGAGUGCAUCUAGAUUAUCAGGCCUCCACAGGCAAUGUUGGCAUCAUAUCAUCAUCAUAUCAUCAGAGAGAAGAGAGAAGAAAGAAUUGUACACGAUUUGUUGUUGCUAUUACUACUGUGUAGAGUGGAUUUUGAUUGUGCCUGGAUUGCAUGUGCAUGGUGGUUGGUGCCUGGAGAGGGCGUGGUUGGAGGACGGGAGCUGGCAAGCAACCCCUGAGAAGCGUCUGUCAUGGACAAAGUCAUCUGUGCGGUGCGGGUCUUGGCGUGGAAGCAAUGGUUGA
Bipolaris zeicola 26-R-13 is the source of this 336-nucleotide messenger RNA. RefSeq lists its product as uncharacterized. The transcript has a single exon. The coding region runs from base 1 to 336 and encodes 111 amino acids. The record is from RefSeq and is a predicted model, not a curated record. NCBI's taxonomy places the organism in Eukaryota, Fungi, Ascomycota, Dothideomycetes, Pleosporales, Pleosporaceae.